CACUUCUAAUUUUAAUCGGCUUUCUCUCUCCUGUCUCCUGCCGAAACCCCAAAAGCCCACCACCCAAUCGCCGGCGAGCGCCUCGAGCCCACCGCCAUUCCAACCACGCCGCCCCACGAGCUUUCUUCCCAUCGCCGGCGGCCAACCCCAAUUACCCCAACACGGAGGUGGAAGCGAGAGGACGUGGAAGGGGAUGAGAUAUGGUACGGAGAUUUGCGCGCAGAGAGGCGCCGCGGGGGCCGCGUUACGCACGAGAUCAGGCGGCGGCGGCGGAGGCGGAGGCGGAGCCUUGCGGACGCAGGGGACAAAGCUCAAGCGCCUAGCCACACGACGCCGCCUGGAGGGUUAGCAUGAGUUGUGUCUAGUUUGAUAUUCCUCCAUGCUGGCGGUCAUGCAUGGCACAGUGGCUCGCCCGUCUUCUCCUCCACCUUUGGUGCCUGGGGUUGGCCGGGAAGUUAUUCUGGAGCUUGGCCUCAGUGGUGCUGCUAUCUCCACUAUUCAGCUAAGAAGGAUUUUCUUGAGGGGGUUCCUCCUCAGCUCCUCGCAUGCAGAGGUCGAGCGUGCUGCACGCCUGCACCGCCUCAGCUGCACCACAGCACCAGCCAUGUCUGCUGCCCCGCUCGACACUCUUGCAACCUCCGGAUGGAAUCAAACAUUUGCAUGCAGACUUGGAGAGACGAAUAUAUGCUUAAUGUUGAGGUCUAGGUUUAUGAAGCCUGGAAUCAAACGUUUGCAUAGACUCCAGGAAAGGAAUACUGGGUCUUGACGCUGCAGUUUAAUUAUGGCAAAAAUCAUGCCAUGCUUCAUGCAAUUUCGAAUAUGUGACAGUAUUGGUGUCAAAGUUUGAGGAAAGAAUAUGAUACGGCCUCCACGAUGAAGUUCGGGGCCUUAUUUAGUUGCUGAACCAAAACCUACAUGUACGCAUACUUUGCCAUCAGCCAUGAAAAACACUAAUAGUACUAGCCAUGGCGCAGAGGAAACAAAAAUACCUAUCCAAGAGUGGAUGAGGGUGAGGACUGAGAAUCUGGAGGCCGAUUUCUCUAGGAUUGGAACCAAGAUCCAUAGGUUCCCCCAGGGCCUGCGGUGGAUCAGCGGGCAAGGCGACCGCUACAUUGUCCCGAGUGUGGUGGCGCUCGGUCCUUACCACCAUGGCCUGGCACAUCUGGAAAAAAAUGGAGGAGGUGAAGCCCGCGGCGGCGCACUACUUCUGCUUGAAGUCGGGCCACUUGACGGAGGAGGUCUACGGCAAAAUCGUCUCCAUAGCCGGUGAAGCCCGUGGCUGCUAUGCCAAUGGAGAUGCUGAUGUUGCUUGUUUCAGCGAUGCCGAGUUUGCGACAAUGAUGUUCCUGGACGGUUGCUUCCUCUUGCAGUACAUGAGUGGUGUUCUUAAUCGGGAGGAAUCUGCUCUAUUACUGAAUUGGAUAACCUUGUCCACCUGGCCAUGCAUGCGCAGGGACAUCUUUCUGCUGGAGAACCAACUACCUUGGCUGGUGCCAGAGGCUCUCAUGACCUUUACAUAUGUUCCUAUAUAUGACUUUAUUUUCAGCAUAUCGUUUGAUUUUUAUGCCAGCUUAGUUUCAGAGUUGAGGCUCUCUAAAGAUGAAUUCCAGAUGUAUAGGCCGCCACAUCUCCUUGGGUUGUUCCGAUACUAUCAGAUAGGUGCCAUGCCACCUGAAGAUCAGAGCUCCGUGAAAAGAAAAUACUUAGCGCUAGCAAGUAGUGCGAUCGAUCUCGCAGAAAUCGGCAUCAAGGUGACGGCCAGCAAGAAGAGAUGGUUUGCGGACAUGAGCAUCCAGAAAGGUUCCCUCACCGGUGAGCUUUCCCUGACGCCAUUGUUCCUGAACGGCCACACCGCCUCCUGGCUCGUCAACAUGGCAGCAUUCGAGGCGUGCACGUCCACCAGAGGCCAGGAAUUCGAUGGCUUUGUUGUCAGCUCUUACGUCUCCCUCCUGGCGAUGCUCAUGGGCAAGGAGGAGGAUGUGCACGAGCUACGAGCUAAGCACCUCCUGCGAAGCUUCUUCAGCGACGAGGAGAUACUUCACUUCUUCAAGGGCCUCACUCACCACAUGCGUGUUGGCCACCGAUACAGAGACACCUUGGACAAGAUUUCUUAUUACAGGCGCAAGAGGCCUGUGAGGACCGCGGUGCAUAAGUUCCUCUACAACAACUUCAAGACCUUUGUCACCUUGCUCUCCAUUGCCGGCGUGCUCGUGGGCAUCUUCAAAACCCUCCUCAGUCUCAAGCAACGUUAAUCAACACUGGUAUAUAUUCCAGGUUUCGUGUUUGUGUCAUGCUUUGCUUGUGAUGUGGUGUUGUGUCAUGUUCUUUUCCCUCCAUGAAACCAAAAAUGUAGAUCCUGUUAUGCUUUUGUUUGUGGGUACACCGUUGAUUAUAUAUCUCUGUGUGGUGUGCGGCAACUAGUUGCUACUCCAUAGUGGUAUAACUUACUUCGUGGAGCAUACUAUUUGGAAGCUUCGGAAUGAUGCUUGUUUUGGUUCUAAUAAUGAAUGUGUCUUGCAUGUGUUUCUA
Messenger RNA from Brachypodium distachyon (stiff brome), 2529 nucleotides. RefSeq lists its product as uncharacterized. The transcript is spliced from 4 exons. NCBI's taxonomy places the organism in Eukaryota, Viridiplantae, Streptophyta, Magnoliopsida, Poales, Poaceae. The record is from RefSeq and is a predicted model, not a curated record. Bases 1149 to 2252 code for a protein of 367 amino acids.